Molecule: messenger RNA, 2229 nt
Organism: Knipowitschia caucasica
Lineage: Eukaryota; Metazoa; Chordata; Actinopteri; Gobiiformes; Gobiidae
Source: the annotation of a GenBank genome assembly
AUGAGCGCUGUGAACGGAGACGGAGGAGGAGGAGGACAGAGGUCAGAGUGUGUGGAGGAGGAGGUCAGAGUGUGUGGAGGAGGAGGUCAGAGUGUUUGGAGGAGGAGGAGGUCAGAGUGUUUGGAGGAGGAGGAGGUCAGAGUGUGUGGAGGAGGAGGAGGAGGAGGAGGAGGUCAGAGUGUGUGGAGGAGGUCAGAGUGUGUGGAGGAGGAGGAGGUCAGAGUGUGUGGAGGAGGAGGAGGUCAGAGUGUGAGGAGGAGGAGGAGGUCAGAGUGUGUGGAGGAGGAGGAGGUCAGAGUGUGUGGAGGAGGAGGUCAGAGUGUUUGGAGGAGGAGGAGGUCAGAGUGUUUGGAGGAGGAGGAGGUCAGAGUGUGUGGAGGAGGAGGAGGAGGAGGAGGAGGUCAGAGUGUGUGGAGGAGGUCAGAGUGUGUGGAGGAGGAGGAGGUCAGAGUGUGUGGAGGAGGAGGAGGUCAGAGUGUGAGGAGGAGGAGGUCAGAGUGUGUGGAGGAGGAGGAGCUCAGAGUGUUUGGAGGAGGAGGAGGUCAGAGUGUGUGGAGGAGGAGGAGGUCAGAGUGUGUGGAGGAGGAGGAGGUCAGAGUGGUGGAGGAGGAGGAGGAGGAGGAGGAGGUCAGAGUGUGUCUAGGAGGAGGAGGAGGUCAGAGUGUGUCUAGGAGGAGGAGGAGGUCAGAGUGUGUGGAGGAGGAGGACGAGGUCAGAGUGUGUGGAGGAGGAGGUCAGAGUGUGUGGAGGAGGAGGAGGUCAGAGUGUGUGGAGGAGGAGGAGGUCAGAGUGUGUGGAGGAGGAGGAGGUCAGAGUGUGUGGAGGAGGAGGAGGAGGUCAGAGUGUGUGGAGGAGGAGGAGGUUAGAGUGUGUGGAGGAGGUCAGAGUGUGUGGAGGAGGAGGAGGUCAGAGUGUGUGGAGGAGGAGGAGGAGGAGGUCAGAGUGUGUGGAGGAGGAGGACGAGGUCAGAGUGUGUGGAGGAGGAGGAGGUCAGAGUGUGUGGAGGAGGAGGAGGUCAGAGUGUGUGUGGAGGAGGAGGAGGUCAGAGUGUGUGGAGGAGGAGGAGGUCAGAGUGUGUGGAGGAGGAGGAGGUCAGAGUGUGUAAAGGAGGUCAGAGUGUGUGGAGGAGGAGGAGGUCAGAGUGUGUGGAGGAGGUCAGAGUGUGGAGGAGGAGGAGGUCAGAGUGUGUGGAGGAGGAGGAGGUCAGAGUGUGUGGAGGAGGAGGAGGUCAGAGUGUGUGGAGGAGGAGGAGGUCAGAGUGUGUGGAGGAGGUCAGAGUGUGUGGAGGAGGAGGAGGUCAGAGUGUGUGGAGGAGGUCAGAGUGUGGAGGAGGAGGAGGUCAGAGUGUGUGGAGGAGGAGGAGGUCAGAGUGUGUGGAGGAGGAGGAGGAGGUCAGAGUGUGAGGAGGAGGGAGGAGGUCAGAGUGUGUGGAGGAGGAGGAGGUCAGAGUGUGUGGAGGAGGAGGAGGUCAGAGUGUGUGGAGGAGGAGGAGGAGGUCAGAGUGUGAGGAGGAGGAGGAGGUCAGAGUGUGUGGAGGAGGAGGAGGUCAGAGUGUGUGGAGGAGGAGGAGGAGGAGGAGGAGGUCAGAGUGUGAGGAGGAGGAGGAGGUCAGAGUGUGUGGAGGAGGAGGAGGUCAGAGUGUGUGGAGGAGGAGGAGGUCAGAGUGUGUGGAGGAGGAGGAGGUCAGAGUGUGUGGAGGAGGAGGAGGUCAGAGUGUGUGGAGGAGGUCAGAGUGUGUGGAGGAGGAGGAGGUCAGAGUGUGUGGAGGAGGUCAGAGUGUGGAGGAGGAGGAGGUCAGAGUGUGUGGAGGAGGAGGAGGUCAGAGUGUGUGGAGGAGGAGGAGGAGGUCAGAGUGUGAGGAGGAGGAGGAGGUCAGAGUGUGUGGAGGAGGAGGAGGUCAGAGUGUGUGGAGGAGGAGGAGGUCAGAGUGUGUGGAGGAGGAGGAGGUCAGAGUGUGUGGAGGAGGAGGAGGUCAGAGUGUGUGGAGGAGGAGGAGGAGGUCAGAGUGUGAGGAGGAGGAGGAGGUCAGAGUGUGUGGAGGAGGAGGAGGAGGUCAGAGUGUGUGGAGGAGGUCAGAGUGUGUGGAGGAGGAGGAGGUCAGAGUGUGUGGAGGAGGAGGAGGAGGAGGAGGUCAGAGUGUUUGGAGGAGGAGGAGAGUGUUUGGAGGAGGAGGAGGUCAGAGUGUGUGGAGGAGGAGGAGGAGGAGGAGGAGGUCAAAACUUUAUUUGA